Molecule: messenger RNA, 537 nt
Organism: Trichoplax adhaerens
Lineage: Eukaryota; Metazoa; Placozoa; Uniplacotomia; Trichoplacea; Trichoplacidae
Exons: 4
Coding region: 1-537 (178 amino acids)
Biological process (GO): trans-Golgi to periciliary membrane compartment transport; microtubule anchoring at centrosome
Cellular component (GO): centrosome; ciliary basal body; centriole
Source: RefSeq, a predicted model, not a curated record
AUGCCAGUGGUCAAACACUGUGGAAUACGAUACUCGCCACCAACACUGGUCAUUUUUUAUAUAUCAGACGAGACAGGUAGCACACAUCGGCGGUCUAUGCCCAUACGUGGAAUAAAUUCAAGCUCUAACUCAGAAGAUUUACUCGAUCAGUUAAUGCAAAGAUCGAAGAAUUCGUACUAUCUAAGCAAGAUAUCAAAAUCACAACUAAAAAGACUGAUAGGUAAAUUAAUAAAUCACCUGACAUUGGCUGAAGAACCGGAGACUGAAAUAAAUUCAAAUGACAAUGCCAUUAAGGAGGAUAACCCAUUUAAACGCGCUAGCACUACUGUUGAUGAAAAAGUACUAAAUGAAGACUUCAAUAAAGUAGAUGAAGUCGAACUAGAUCGCAUUAAAAAGAAAAUGGACGUGUCCUUUGAAGCUAAUAGAAUUAAACCUGGAGAUGAUACUUUCCAGUACGAUUUAGACGUUGAAUUUGAAAGAGUCGAUGUUGAUGCGUGUAGCUGGGAUUCAAACGACGAAUCAGAUCCAGAUUUUUAG